Xiphophorus maculatus (southern platyfish) is the source of this 6724-nucleotide messenger RNA. RefSeq names its product copine-8. Gene Ontology annotation, molecular function: calcium-dependent phospholipid binding. Gene Ontology annotation, biological process: cellular response to calcium ion. The transcript has 20 exons. The record is from RefSeq and is a predicted model, not a curated record. Gene Ontology annotation, cellular component: plasma membrane. NCBI's taxonomy places the organism in Eukaryota, Metazoa, Chordata, Actinopteri, Cyprinodontiformes, Poeciliidae. The coding region runs from base 392 to 2086 and encodes 564 amino acids.
UGAUUUAUUGCUGGUUGCACCGUCGUCGCCACUUCCACGCGAAGUGGGCAGCUGAAUUUCAAUUAGCUCAAUACAAGUCAGUUUGAACGGCAGUGAAUCGGAAUCGAGAGACGGAGCCAGGAAAGGAAAGGAAAGGAAAGGAGGGGAGGUGGUUGAAGAGCACGAAAAGAAAGCUGGAAACGGGGGGAUAAGCGCACAGAGGAGGGGAGAGAAAGCGUGAAGUGACAUCACAUUUCCCAGCUCCUCGUUCCUCUCCUCCUCUGUGGAACCUUUGCUCUAUUUCUCGCCGAGGAGGCGCGCGCACAGUUCGCUAUUUUCUUUACGUCGCAAGUAAAGAAAAAAAAAAGGUGGUGGGGGGGGCUGGACUGAAGGAACAGGAAAAACUGAAACCAUGAACAACACUUUCCUAAACAUGGCGUCGAUAGGCGACUUCGACCCACUGAACUCGUCUAUUCCUGCCACCAAAGUUGAAAUUACGGUGUCCUGCAGAAAUCUGCUGGACAUGGACACCUUCUCCAAAUCAGACCCAAUUUGUGUUCUCUACGCUCAAGGCAUGGGCAACAAGGAAUGGAGAGAGUUUGGGAGAACGGAGGUGAUUGACAACACACUAAACCCAGACUUUGUGAGGAAAUUCAUGCUGGACUACUUCUUUGAAGAGAGACAGAAUCUCAGAUUUGACUUGUAUGAUGUUGACUCAAAGAGUGCCAACCUGCAGAAACACGACUUCCUGGGCCAGGCCUACUGCACCCUGGGAGAGGUGGUUGGAUCGCUGGGCAGUCGCUUGGAAAAGCCUCUUGGAGGCAUUCAAGGGAAGAAAUGCGGGACCAUUAUCGUGAAAGCCGAGGAGUUGAACAACUGCAGGGAAUCAGUGAUGAUGCAGUUCUGUGGGACCAAGUUGGACAAAAAGGAUUUCUUUGGCAAGUCGGAUCCGUUCCUGGUUUUCUACAGGAGCAACGAAGACGGCACGUUUACCAUCUGCCACAAGACCGAGGUGGUGAAGAACACACUGAACCCAGUGUGGCAAGCCUUUAAGAUCCCCGUGAGAGCUCUCUGCAACGGAGAUUACGACAGAACAAUCAAGGUCGAGGUUUACGACUGGGACCGAGACGGCAGCCAUGACUAUAUUGGAGAGUUCAGCACCAGCUACAGAGAGCUCUCUAUAGGACAGAGCCAGUUCAAUAUCUAUGAGGUGAUAAAUCCCAAGAAAAAAGGAAAGAAAAAAAACUACAAAAACUCUGGAACGGUAACGCUGCUGUCCUUCCUCGUGGACGUCGAAGUCACCUUUCUGGACUACAUCAAAGGAGGGACCCAGAUCAACUUCACGGUGGCCAUUGAUUUCACAGCUUCCAACGGAAACCCAGCCCAGCCCACCUCUCUCCACUACAUGAGCCCAUACCAGCUGAACGCCUACGCCAUGGCCCUGAAGGCGGUCGGCGAGAUCAUUCAGGACUACGACAGCGACAAGAUGUUCCCCGCGCUGGGCUUUGGAGCCAAGCUGCCGCCGGACGGACGGGUGUCCCAUGAGUUUGCCCUGAACGGUAACCCUCAGAACCCAUACUGCGCAGGCAUUGACGGCGUAAUGGAGGCCUACUACCAGAGUCUGAAGUCCGUUCAGCUCUACGGACCCACCAACUUCUCCCCCGUCAUCAACCACGUCGCCAGAUAUGCUUCUUCUGUGAAGGACGGUUCUCAGUACUUUGUGCUCCUCAUCAUCACCGACGGCGUUAUCUCGGACAUGGCCCAAACGAAGGAGUCGAUUGUCAAUGCUUCAUGUCUCCCAAUGUCAAUUAUUAUUGUGGGAGUCGGUCCAGCAGAAUUUGAUGCCAUGGUCGAGUUGGAUGGCGAUGAAGUCAGAAUCUCAUCCAGGGGAAGAUUUGCAGAGAGAGACAUUGUUCAGUUUGUUCCAUUCAGAGACUACAUCGACAGAAGCGGGAACCACAUUCUAAGCAUGGCCCGGCUCGCGAAAGACGUCCUGGCCGAGAUCCCGGACCAGUUCCUUUCCUACAUGCGGACCCGGGGGAUAAAGCCUUCGCCGGCGCCGCCUCCCUACGCGCCGCCGGGGCAGCCCGUCCAAACCCAGAUAUAAGGAGCGGUAGAGAGUCAAAAGUCUUACAGUCAGGUGUUCUCCAAACUUAACGCGCAAAAUACUUCCGUCUCCUUAAAGCCGCUCUCUAUGCUUUGCCGUCAUGGAUGGCCCGGGAGGGGGAAGAAGGUUUUCUCGCGGUCAGGAAGCUGCAUGUCAGGCCCAAAAGGUGCUUCAGAAGGAAAACGCAGCAAGAGUCUGUUUACUUCCACUAUUGAGCAUUCCUGUAAUUGUCUGGAUUUUGAUAGGAUGUUUAUUGUUUUUCUUCUAUCGUGUGGGUGUGAGUGCGAGUGAAAACCUAGAAUAUCUCUGGAGAGAGCCGAUAGAUUCAAACUGUGCGGAGAAAAGAGAAGCAAAAACGUGAAGAAGUUAAUGAUCUGGAUUGUAGCUUGGAAAAAAUGUGAAGAGAAUGUCUGCAGACAAAAAAAAAAGAAGUCACUUAAUCUUCUGUAAAAAAAAAAAAAAAAAGAAAAUAUGUAUUUUCUCUUUCUCUUUUCUCUCUCUCAGACUCAUUGUUUACAGUAAAUGCUAGCGAGGAUUUUUACUGUUGAUACUUUUAUAUACAUACAGUUUCACCAUAAAGGUUGUAAUACUUUCUCUUCUCCUGGCUUUAUGUCAGGUAGCUGCAGUGCAGGUCCUGGUAGCCCUACUGUACCGUACCGUGCUGUACCGUACUGGACUGUAUUCUGGUGUUUGUAUUAACCUUUUGCAUGCGUGUAGCCUCAGUCAAGUGCAUGCAGAUAGUGACCCUGCACUACCUCUUUUCUCCAUACUUGUGUUUGUGGGACGUAAAUUCCUGUGUCUCACUUGACUUCUCUUCCUUUGUGCCUCUCACUCUUUUAGUAGCUGUGUUUCCAUCCAACUUAUGUUUCUUUCCUGUGCUUUAUUUAUUUAAUAUUAUAAUUUUUUUAAUCAAAUUUCUCUAAUUUUUGAAGUUCAAAAGGUUUGUUCUUAUAAUGGAAAGUUUUGUGCAUCACUUUAACCCAGACAACACAUACUUUGUUUGUUGAAUACAACUCAAAAAUGUUUGAAUUACAAUCCCAUCGCCAGGCGUUUGAUUAAAUAGUCAAAUGAAUCAGUUGCGUUUUGUGCUAACAAAAUGCUAGCCUUCCAUAAUAUUAGAAAUGUACCACAACAUCAUAAUGCUAGCUUUUCUAUUUGAUGUUAGCAUUAAGAUGUUUACAAUGGAUACUCAUACAGGUAAAAAGAUGUAGGCUGAUGUCAGAUAGCCUCCAACAUUAGCUGAUUGUUUUGAGCUAGCCUACCGUCCGCAGCCAAACUGAACUGGACUGCUAGCAUGUUGUUGAUUCUUAAGUUGGUCGUACACACUGAUAGAUAUAUUGGUUACCUCUAGUCCAGUUUUUCAAAAUUAAUAAAGCGCUACAGCCUUGAACAGAUUCCCUUUUACAGCAACUUGCCAACAUCAGCUGACUCUUUUGUGAGCUAGCAUAGCUUCCAUCGCCAAACUAAACAGAACUGCUAGCAUAGCUUCCAUAGCCAAGCUAAACAGAACUGCUAGCAUAUUGUAGAUUUUUACUUUUCUCAUAUACGUAAGCAGAUUUUUUUUUUUUUUUUUGGUUUUCCCCAAGUCCAGUUUUUCAAAACUAAUCCAAAUUUACGGCACUUGAAACACUUUUGAGCGACUCUAAAUUUUAUGUAGCAUUAUUGACUGUUGAAUGGAAAUGUAGCUACUGUCUUCAUAUUCAAGUCUCUCUUUUUUUUUCCCUCCAAACUUCCUUGCUAAUCAUGGCCAAGGGGUUUCAUGUCAUUGUGUCCUCACACCACUUUCCUCCCGCCAUGUUUUAACACCUCAGCAGCUGCUCUCAAACUAAAUGCUGUUUGAGCAAAAAGAGCCCAGUGGUCAAAAAUGCAUCGAAAAUCUAAAUUAUCCCAUUGCGUGCGUUUGGUUUUCGUUUUUCUUUUUGGUACUUUGUGGCGAGCAUGUACGUGCGUUUUGCAGGUUUUUAUUACACCUUAUAGCUUUGAUACAACUUUGUACACAAGUUUUAAUAUUUGUAUUUGUGUGUGCCAUGGUCUGUGCGAGUCGUGAUCCACCGACAACGUCCGUUGAAUUAACACUGAUGUCUUCUAUUUUGGUUGCGAAUGUGGGUUGGAUGCUGUCCGAUUUGUGCUGUCAGCGAUGAAUGAGAAUAAAAGAUUGAAUGAAAUAACGUAAUAGCAGGUAAAUUAUAAAAAGGUUACCGAAGUAAUAUCUUUCCACACAGGUAUAAAGUACUUAGUAUUACUAAAAGUUUUAUUUAUGAGCUUGAUGAGUAUCAACACAAUGUUAAAAUGAGAAAUAUAAGAUAAAACUCCGAACAAAAUAUUUUUUUAAUUGGAUAAAUUCAAUCUUUUAGGCUUAAUACAGCUUAAAUACAGAGUACAUUGGGAAAUUACCUAUUCAAAAAGUAAUUUCCCAAUCAGACCUGCAACAGUUGCCUCUGAAUCCCAAACUUAUGGCAUUUUCUUUCUCCCUCGUUCUCAUGUGCGGUCACUGUAGCAGUCUGACUGAACCAACUGUGUGUUUGGUAGCUUAGCUACAGCUGCUGUGUUCAAAGCUUAGCUGGACACCUCAUUAGGACAGCAGGUCAAAAUGACCAGCUCAUUACCGCAUCAGAUGCGGUGUAAAACACAAGCACUAAACUGGAAACUGAUCCUGCACUGUGGGGUUUACUACGGGCUGCAUUGAUUGGAUGGGCAAAUGUGUUUCUGAUGUUCGCUCUGCGUAACUUCGACUACUGACUUGCCAUGUAAAACUGUGCUGGGUAGAGUUCAGGUAUUUUAUUUAUUAUAAGUUCAACUCUAGAUUAAAAGGAAAGUGUCAGAGAAAGUUAGCCAGGACUGUAGAGCGGUAAGUGACCUGUUUUCUGACAGCCUGUCGGUGCUUCAUUUCAUUUGGAAAAUUGAAAUAAAUUGCCUAGGUGAUGCUGAGUAGGAUGGUAGCGCUCUAAUUUCCCCAAAGGUCGUAUUCCAAACAAUCGUGACCCUAAAUGUAAGCCCUGGUAUACAUCUAAGUCAAUAAAACAGGGAUAAAAAGAAUUGGCAGUGAGAAUAUUCUUUUUCCCAGUUGGUAACGACUGUUUUCAUCUCUUCUAACGUUUAAAGUACAAACAAGGUUCAGAGAUGACAUUUGUAGGGAUUUGUUUAGAUAUCUGAAGAUCAUCUCAAGACCUUUUACCUCUUUUAUAACUGAUCCAAACUUUGGAAAACCUGGAAAAAGGAAUAUAUGCUGGCAUUUUUUUUAUGUCUAUACAGAUUUUUGGGGCCCCAGUGGCCUUUUAUUGAAUAGUGUAAACAAGAAAUAGGGUGGAGAGAGAAGAGGAAGACAUGGAGCAAAUGGCCCAGGACUGGGAAUUGAACCCAGGACAACUCCAUCGAUUAGUACCGCCGCUGCACUUGGUACACGUGUUCUACCAACUGAGCCACCCAGAACCCUGAAUACACACUGAUUCAUGUCCUAACCAACUAGUACAAGUUUUCACAAAAUGUUUGGGCGUGACGAAAUAUCGACAUUCCGAGGUUCCAUUUCUGUUGCCAAGCAAUCUAAAUCAUUUUAUUAUUAUUUCAUUAAAUAAUUAAUUGGCCACUUGGUGGCACUCAUGGACUCUAUGGUACACAACCAUACCAAGAUGGUCAGGCAGCCACUAGUUAACAUCACCACAUGGUGUGUGAUGUUUUAGUUAAUUUGUUUUUACAAAGCCAUGUAUACAAUCUCCUGUGUAAUUGACUACAUUAAUUAUGUCCUUCCAUAAAUAUUAUGACCAGAAGCCUGACUUUAAAUUUUAAUUUAAAAUUUGAUAUUUUGUAGAUCUGAAUGUUUUACACAUCGACUGGUGAUCAGGACGGAGAUUUUUCUCAGCCCUGAGUUCACAUGUGAAGCAAAUCUCUUCGGCUUUUAGUUCCUUUUGCUUAAUUUCUCAUGCUGUCUUUGGGCCUAUAUAUGUAUAUAUAUAUAUAUAUAUAUACAUAUAUAUAUAUAUCGGUGGCACAGCUCAUUAAAUCUGCCUAUUCAUGAAGCCAGAAGUGUGUUUAUGAAAGUGUGUGUAUGCGUGCAUGUAAAUUACUCUGUGUGUGCGAGGCACAUUUAUAGGACUUUUUAUAUAUAUAUAUAUAUUAUUAUUAUACCAAGUGAAGUGUUAACACAAGUAAGAUUUUUGUUUACUACAGAUAUCCAAAUAAUAUGUUGUAUGCUUGUCAUAUCUUCUUAACGACGUGCACUACUAUGUUUGCAUGUACAGUUUUACAAGGGAUGCACUAGAUCCUUUUGUUGAAGACCGAGUGUUUUGAAAUCUACAGAUUACCUACAUGAAGGAUUAACUGUACAAAAUGGCCUUAAAUCUUUCGCUGACUCUCUUGGAAUUGUGCGAUGCCUUCUUCAGAAAACUGUUUUAUUGAAAACGAUUUGAUCCGUAUCUACUUUGUGUCGGUGUUUCUAUUGCUUUCUUGUGUUUUCUUUGCACAAAGUUCAGUUCUGGGAUUAAAAAAAAAAAAAAAGUCUAUAAAUCUAUAUAUCUUGUACUUUUUCUGAACCCGUGACUGAUCAGAUGAAGCAUGGCGAAGUACUGAUUGUCUGAUAAUACAUAGAUGACUAUUUCUGUAUUGAACUAUGGAUUUUUAAAUAAAUAUUCAUAUUAAACUCGG